This is a messenger RNA of Carlito syrichta (Philippine tarsier), 4276 nucleotides long. It is a transcript of the gene XPOT, whose product is annotated as exportin for tRNA. Gene Ontology annotation, molecular function: tRNA binding; small GTPase binding. Gene Ontology annotation, cellular component: cytoplasm; nuclear matrix; nuclear pore. The transcript is spliced from 24 exons. The record is from RefSeq and is a predicted model, not a curated record. Lineage: Eukaryota; Metazoa; Chordata; Mammalia; Primates; Tarsiidae. Gene Ontology annotation, biological process: tRNA re-export from nucleus; intracellular protein transport. Bases 72 to 2960 code for a protein of 962 amino acids.
AUGUUUGUGGAUUCUUCUGUGGGAUCAGAGGGCACACCUGUAACCAGAAAACUCCAAGUAUAGCAGCAAGGAUGGAUGAACAGGCUCUUUUAGGGCUGAAUCCAAAUGCUGAUUCGGACUUUAGACAAAGGGCUCUGGCCUACUUUGAGCAGCUAAAGGUUUCCCCAGAUGCCUGGCAGGUGUGUGCAGAAGCUCUAGCCCAGAGGACAUACAGUGAUGAUCACAUAAAGUUCUUCUGCUUCCAAGUACUUGAACAUCAAGUCAAAUACAAAUACUCAGAGCUCACCACCGCCCAGCAGCAGCUCAUUAGGGAGACGCUCAUAGCUUGGCUUCAAGCUCAGAUGCUGAGUCCCCAGCCAGAGAAGACCUUCAUACGGAAUAAAGCUGCCCAAGUCUUCGCCCUGCUGUUUGUUACUGAGUAUCUCACGAAAUGGCCCAAGUUUUUUUUUGACAUUCUCUCCGUGGUGGACCUCAAUCCAAGGGGAGUAGACCUCUACCUCCGAAUCCUCAUGGCCAUCGAUUCAGAGCUGGUGGAUCGCGAUGUCGUGCAUACGGCAGAGGAGGCUCGUAGGAAUACUCUUAUAAAGGAUACCAUGCGGGAACAGUGCAUUCCGAAUCUCGUGGAAUCGUGGCACCAAAUCUUACAAAACUAUCAGUAUACUAAUUCAGAAGUGACAUGCCAGUGCCUUGAAGUCGUUGGGGCCUAUGUCUCCUGGAUAGACUUAUCCCUCAUAGCCAAUGACAGGUUUAUAAAUAUGCUGCUAGGUCAUAUGUCCGUAGAAGUUCUACGAGAAGAAGCAUGUGACUGUUUAUUUGAAAUUGUAAAUAAAGGAAUGGACCCUGUUGAUAAAAUGAAACUAGUAGAAUCUUUGUGUCAAGUUUUGCAGUCUGCUGGGUUUUUUAGCAUUGACCAGGAAGAAGACGUUGACUUCCUGGCCCGCUUCUCUAAGCUCGUGAACGGAAUGGGGCAGUCCUUGAUCGUCAGCUGGACUAAGUUAGUCAAGAGUGGAGACAUGGCGCAUGCUCAGGAGGCCCUGCAAGCUGUUGAGACGAAGGUGGCACUCAUGCUGCAGCUGCUGAUCCAUGAGGACGAUGACAUUUCCUCCAACAUCAUUGGGUUUUGCUAUGAUUACCUUCAGAUUCUAAAGCAGCUUACAGUACUCUCGGAUCAGCAGAAAGCUAAUGUAGAGGCAAUCAUGUUGGCCGUUAUGAAAAAAUUGACUUAUGAUGAAGAGUAUAACUUUGAAAAUGAGGGGGAAGAUGAAGCCAUGUUUGUGGAAUACAGAAAACAACUGAAGCUAUUGUUGGAUAGGCUUGCCCAAGUCUCACCAGAGUUACUGCUGGCUUCUGUUCGCAGAGUGUUUAGUUCUACACUGCAGAACUGGCAGACGACACGGUUUAUGGAGGUUGAAGUAGCAAUAAGAUUGCUGUAUAUGUUGGCAGAAGCUCUUCCAGUAUCUCAUGGUGCUCACUUCUCAGGUGAUGUUUCAAAAGCUAGUGCUUUGCAGGAUAUGAUGCGAACUCUGGUGACAUCGGGGGUGAGUUCCUACCAGCACGCCUCCGUGACGCUAGAGUUCUUUGAAACUGUUGUUCGAUAUGAGAAGUUCUUCACUGUUGAACCUCAGCACAUUCCAUGUGUACUAAUGGCUUUCUUAGAUCACAGAGGGCUGCGGCAUUCCAGUGCAAAAGUCCGGAGCAGGACGGCCUACCUGUUUUCCAGAUUUGUCAAGUCUCUCAAUAAACAGAUGAACCCUUUUAUUGAGGACAUUUUGAAUAGAAUACAGGAUUUAUUAGAACUUUCUCCACCUGAGAAUGGUUACCAGUCCUUACUGAGCAGUGAUGAUCAACUGUUCAUGUAUGAGACCGCUGGAGUGCUGAUUGUCAACAGUGAAUAUCCAGCCGAAAGGAAACAGGCGUUGAUGAGGAAUCUGUUGACUCCGCUAAUGGAGAAGUUUAAAAUUCUGUUAGAAAAGUUGAUGCUGGCCCAGGAUGAAGAAAGACAAGCAUCUCUUGCAGACUGUCUCAGCCACGCGGUGGGGUUUGCCAGCCGAACCAGCAAAGCUUUCAGCAACAAGCAGACUGUGAAGCAGAGUGGCUGUUCCGAAGUCUAUCUGGACUGCCUGCAGACCUUCUUGCCGGCCCUCAGCUGCCCCUUCCAGAAGGACAUUCUCAGAGGUGGAGUCCGCACCUUCCUCCAUCGGAUGGUCAUUUGUCUGGAGGAGGAAGUCCUGCCGUUCAUCCCAUCUGCUUCAGAACACAUGCUCAAAGACUGUGAAGCCAAAGACCUCCAGGAGUUCAUUCCUCUGAUCAACCAGAUCACAGCCAAGUUCAAGGUACAGGUGUCCCCAUUUUUACAGCAGAUGUUCAUGCCCCUGCUGCAUGCCAUCUUUGAAGUGCUGCUCCGCCCGGCGGAAGAGAACGACCAGUCUGCCGCUCUGGAGAAACAGAUGCUGCGGAGAAGUUACUUUGCUUUCCUUCAGACGGUCACCGGCAGUGGGAUGAGUGAGGUGAUAGCCAAUCAAGGUGCAGAGAAUGUAGAAAGAGUGCUGGUCACUGUGAUCCAAGGAGCCGUUGAAUAUCCAGACCCGAUUGCACAGAAGACGUGUUUCAUCAUCCUCUCGAAGCUGGUCGAACUCUGGGGUGGCAAAGAUGGGCCCGUGGGAUUUGCUGACUUCGUGUACAAGCACAUUGUCCCUGCUUGCUUCCUUGCUCCUUUGAAGCAAACCUUCGACCUGGCCGAUGCACAGACAGUAUUGGCUUUAUCUGAGUGUGCAGUGACGCUGAAAACAAUUCAUCUCAAACGGGGCCCAGAAUGUGUUCAGUAUCUUCAGCAGGAAUACCUGCCCUCCCUGCAAGUAGCACCAGAGAUCAUUCAGGAGUUCUGUCAAGCACUUCAGCAGCCUGAUGCUAAAGUUUUCAAAAAUUACUUAAAGGUGUUCUUCCAGAGAGCAAAGCCCUGAGGACCGGACUGCCCAUGCCACUUCCCGAGCAGGAACUCCGCUACUAACUGAGAAAAGCUGCGGCCUGUGUGUGCCAUUCAUUCACACGGGUCUUUUUAACAUUGUUUGAGCUUCCUGCAGUGUCUGUUCUGGGGUUUUUCUGUAAGAUGGGUGUGAUUUUCCCUAAAUCCAGGCAUGUGACAACAAGAGAAGUUACGUGCAUGCCAGCUCAAAUUGUUCUAUAUAAAAAUGCUGUUUAAAGACACAGCAGAGUUAUUCUAGUACCUUAAUCCUUUUUUAUUUGAAACUCUAAGCCCUUUAUAAAGACCAUAGCAGUGGAAAACAGUGUACUUUUUAAAGAACUGGUGAAUAUAAAAUGUUUAAAAAUUUUAAUUUACUUUUGUGUGCAGACACAAAGUACAACAAUCAAAACUAAUUUUUUGUAGAUAGCCAUUACCUUCUUUAAACUGUUUCAAUGCCAAUAUGUAUUCUACAAAGAAGAAUGGUUUCAUAAAUUAAUUGAUUUAAAAGUAGGUGCCGGUGUUAUACUUUUUUUAAUAAAAUAAAUAAAUUUUAUGUAGUGAAAUAUAUCAAGUCUUUUCUGGAAUUAUUAUAACUACUUUGGUCUUAUUUUCUCAUCUUACUGUCUCCCUGAUUUUCCAUUUAAAAAUUUGCAACUAUGAGUGUGUAGAUGCUUUAUUUCAUUUAUGUUCCUAAAAGGUUACGUGUAACUUGGCCUGUUACAUAAGAGUCAGAAUGUCAUGAAAAAGCCUGUGUGGAUCUGUUGACAGAAUUUAAAAUUCCAUUUUUUUUUCCUAACUCUUUUACCUGGAUGUACUUAGAGCACAGUACAUCUAUGUGUUUCUGCUCUUUGGCUAUAUGUAAAUGGUCGCUGACCAUUGCAUUACUAGGUACUUACCCCUGCCUUUCUCCAUUUUUAUUCAUGGCUGCUUGCAAAAGCAAAAGGAAAUAGCAGUUACCAGUAGCAGCAUGGAAAGUGGAGAAGAGAGGGGGACCCAACCGCAGCCGAAUCACUCCAGGCAUUUACGCUAAAAUUCCCAAACCCAGUUCAGACUGUCAGGAGGGUCUGUUUGUCGUCCCCUUGACCUGUGUGUCUCAGCUUUCAUGGGCAGGCUUCUGUGGCCUGUAAUCUCCCUAAAAUCUUACUCUAGAUUCUGCAUGUGAGUAUUUUUCUGGGUUUAAUUCCAGAAGAAAUUUGAAACAUACGUCUUACAUCAUGGAAUAAAAGUAUUUGACUAAAUUGACUGUUAAUUGUAAAAAAUAGAGGCGGGGAAUGUAUAUUAUACUUUAAUAAAACUGUCUUUAGAAACAGUUAA